Musca vetustissima is the source of this 391-nucleotide messenger RNA. RefSeq names its product chymotrypsin-2-like. The record is from RefSeq and is a predicted model, not a curated record. The annotation marks the transcript as partial. Lineage: Eukaryota; Metazoa; Arthropoda; Insecta; Diptera; Muscidae. Gene Ontology annotation, molecular function: serine-type endopeptidase activity. Gene Ontology annotation, biological process: proteolysis. The transcript has a single exon.
AUGAAGUUCGUUUUGCCAGUGGUUAUACUUUUAACGGUCGGGUCAAUCAUCAUUGACGCGAAGCGGAUCAAAACAAUAUCGAAUAAUUUAUCGGAAAAAGAAGGACGCGUUGUUGGCGGUGUAACAGCUGAGGAGGGUUUGGCACCCUACCAGGUGUCCCUGCAAAAUUUCUGGGGCCAUUAUUGUGGUGGAGCCAUAAUCGACAAACAAUGGAUCCUGACUGCCGCACAUUGUGUUGCUCGCAAGGAGAUGGAAGAUAUUUUGGUUAUGACCGGUACACAAGAUCUUGAACUACCCGGUGUUAUUUAUCAUGUGGAUGAGGUGCAUGUCCAUUGUAAUUAUGAUCGGCCGCAGAUGCACAACGAUAUUGCAUUGUUGCAUUUAAAUGAGA